Anopheles moucheti is the source of this 2360-nucleotide messenger RNA. RefSeq lists its product as uncharacterized. The transcript is spliced from 4 exons. NCBI's taxonomy places the organism in Eukaryota, Metazoa, Arthropoda, Insecta, Diptera, Culicidae. The record is from RefSeq and is a predicted model, not a curated record. Bases 37 to 1191 code for a protein of 384 amino acids.
AUCAGCUUUUCAAAAAUUGCAACAUUCCAUAAAAAGAUGUACGCCACCGAACAAUCAUUGUCGGAUUCGGAUGAAUGCGACAAUGCGAUGUGCAGCAAUAUCCAGCGAAACGACUGGGCAAUGUCGGAAGACGAAGAAAUUAUUUCUCUCCCCAAUCGAAAUUCGUUCAUCGUCAACAUUUUCAACAACGUCGUUGGUACGUUCUCUAAGUUGAUCCGUAACACCGCUCACUUUUUUUGGUCAACAAAUGAGCAACAAACGAACGAGCACGAUGGUAGUACAAUGCCAGCGAAGCGACGCCGCUUAAACGAGGAUGCCGAUGAACCCAGUUCUGCCAGUAGCGUUCUUAUUGAUCAGGCUUGCCAGACUGAUGAAUCUUUUGUAAAUACCGCAAGUUUUGAUCUAGACGAACUCCCGGAACAACAGGAUGAGACUGAUGAAGAGCAUCCGCAGGAGACGCAUCAUGCUAACGAGCAGCCGACCAUGACCGAGGAGGAUUUCUACGAUGGCGAAAUUUUCGAUCCAUUUAAGUAUCUAGAACAGCAUGACAGAACACCCGUGGAUCCAGCGCGUCGUGUAACAACCUUCAUGGGAAACCGCUGUUACCGACAGCGGCAAGAACAAAUGCGCCGUGGAAAGAUUGGACAGCUUUUCUUUGCGUCGCAUCAGAAACCAACCAAGAAUCUUGACACUUCGCGCAAUGUCUCAGAUGCUUUCUCCCAGCGUCCAUCGUGCAUUCGGGCUGCGUGCUCUGGCUUGUACAAUAAGCCAAUUCCAUCACAGCAUGAAGGGUCAAUAUUUUACCCCGGAUUUACACAGUACGGUGGUGCGUCUUCCGCAAGCACAUUGCCGCGUUACCCAUUUGGGCUAAACCGAAGUUCAUUGAGCAGUCGGGCCGAAUCCACCCGUGGCAAAAAGCGAGGAUUGGAUGAAGAUGAUGAAGCAAAUCCGCCAAGCCAGCCAUACCUAGUUCGGCGUACAAAAGAAUUGAUGAUCGAAUUCGAAAAGCAAAAAGCUGCCAACAAAUUACCGCAAAUGAGCAACCAAGAAAUCAGUGACGAAUUGAUGGCAAUAUGCAAACGUCACAACCUGUCAUUGAGUCAUGAUAUGAUACAAGAACCCAUGGCGUUUGCGCGAGACGAGGAAAAGACUUACCCACCUGUUUCACCUUUAAUCAAUUUUAUGCCAUAGCAAACCUAUUGUCAGACCCAUACGACCGAAAGACAAAAGCUGAUACAGAUGUAAUCUAAUCUACAGCUACAAAGUUCUUUCUACGGAUCGCUUAGAAAGCAACAAUCUCAACACCAGAACCAAAUAUGCCAUUAAAGUUUGGCAACAGCACCUUGUUCGUUCUAAAAGAAAGCUCUCUAGUUCCAGCGGUAUACAAGCGGUGCGAAUACAAUUACGAGCAAAUCCAACCAUACGCUCAGCGACAAUCCAACCAAUUUCAAUUUGACAGAGUUUCGCUACUAAAACCAAGCAUUUUUUUUGCAGACAAUUUGGCAGAUCAACAAAUUGAACCAGGCAGCCAUGCGAAUAAUGAUCCUGGGAGUUAUAAGGUGGCUUCCUCGACCGACAUAGAGCAGGUGAUGAGUUUUUCCUCAUCAUUAUUAUUUAAUGAAACACUCUUUUACAAGAACAUUCCCUACCUUCCGACUUCUUUGAUCUUUCCGCCACCCUUAUCUUUGCUCUUCUUUCUUGGGUUUUUUUCUCAUUUUCUUUACGCUUUGAGGAAACUUUACCCAAAACCAACGAUCCGAUAUGUGCCUUACGUUCUGCUCACGAACAGUAUUAAAUACACCGGCAAGUAGCGAAGAAAAUCCCGCUCGAUGUAUAUAAUGUUAAGGAGUAUAGGGUUAUAUUUAUCAGAAAGAAAGCGGAGUAUAAAGUCGGUAAGGUAGAAAAAGAGAAUGGAACGAAUCCGGUGCCAUACAGAAACGCUUAUUAGUUGUAUUCAUAAUUCUUGUAACUUAUAACUUAUAACAGUUUUGAAUGAUUAUCUACGUGACAGAUGAACUUAAUUUAACACACUAUUAUUUCAACUCAAAUGUUUUCUGACUGAAUGAAGGUAGGAGUUGAAGGAGUUUUUGCAUGAUUUGUUUUUCCUAUAUUAUUUGUCCAAAUAGUACGUACGCCGUACGUAUGAGUUGAAGAUUUGUAAUAUGUUAGAAUGGAGGUGGUAGGAGCUGAAGGAGUUGUUGCAAGGAUUUAUUCCUAAAUUAUUUGUCCGAAUAGGACGUACGACGUACGUAGGAGUUGAAGAUUUAUAAUAUGUUAUUCAACAUGCCCAUGAUUAUUGAGCAUACUAUUAUUAUAAUUGUAUCGACAAAUAAGUUGUCAAAAUAAAUAUAAAACGCAAA